Messenger RNA from Effrenium voratum, 2208 nucleotides. The record is from the annotation of a GenBank genome assembly. NCBI's taxonomy places the organism in Eukaryota, Dinophyceae, Suessiales, Symbiodiniaceae.
AUGCUACACCAAUGGUGCCAAUGUUAUUGGCGCGCGCUCCACGGACAAAGCAGUUCGCAUGGGGAAGGAUUGAAUGCUAUGUUCCAAGUGCUGAUCGCUAUCACACAGCAAAGCCAAGCCCAAACCCAGACACAGGCGACUCAGGCGCCCCGCAAGAUUGGUCCGUCAGCAUCUGCCGCCUUUCCUGUGCCUGCGCUGGGAGCGUAUCUGAAUCAGCUGGAUUUCCGGAAUGUAUUCAGCCAAACGUUGUUUUACGACAUGCUGGGGCACACGCGAUCUUCACAGACGUCAGUAUCCACGGAGCUGCAGGCCGGCUUGUCCGAUGCGUGUCCGGAUAUGGCGAGGGCAGUGAACACCUGGCAAUAUGCCAUUAGAAACCUCAAGAAGGCGGCUGCCCCAAAAUUGGAUGCGGGUACCAUGCAGUACAUCACUCAGAUUGAGGCGGACACCAAUGCCUUUGCAGCUCAGAUGAGCGAUCAGAACUUUCCUCUUAUCAUGUCCAACAACCGGCAGGCUGUGGUCCUUAUCGCCUUGGCAAUCGUCAAGCUGCGAAGGUCUAGGCUUUUGCAAGAAGAUACAGAGGGCAUCCUCGACAUGCUGAGCAUGAGAGCGGGUGAGCCCAUUGCUGGAGGUGACAUCGUCAAAACGGCAUUGGCCCUUGAGUCACAGAUUGCGCAAGGGAGCAUCAGUGAUGGUAGCGGCAUCAAGUCGAGCAAGCUUUUUGCAGAGUGGGAGACCGCGUGCCCUUCUGAAGUGGCGGAUUUCCGAAGGGCAGAAGCAGACAUAUGCUCGGCCAGGGAUGACUGGUGCCUUUCAGAGACGUCUCAUGAAUCUGAAUGCGGCAGUGUUGAGGGUGUGUCUGAAGCCCAGGGCCCAUCAGAUGGAAGCAUCGGGCCUGCGAGUUCUCCUCCUUGCACUAGUAUUGCUCCAGUAUGCUCUGAAAUGCAGGAGUUGCCGGUUGCUGAAGGGGGUGAGGCGCGAGUGUCCCACCAUGCUAUAGCUGCAGAGGCGAAGGUUGCGGUCAAUCCGUCAAUGCCACUGCGAAAGCCAUCUAGGUCUACACCGACAAGGAGCAAUGGCAAGCGUAGCACAGACACCGAGCGUCGCUCCCCAGGAAAUGCUCCAAAGCGAUCCUCGUCCUUGGGCUGCCUUGUGGGGCCGCUACAGUCAGGAGGGCCUUUGGCAACCGAUGGGGAUCCACUUUGGAAUUCUCCAAAGUUGGUCAGAGGUAGCUCCGGAACGAAGAAGAUGGACUUAGCUGACGCGCGAAGAGAGGAGGCAUGUGUCAUGCUGGGAGGCAAACCACAGACGGACACAAGGCACUGCAGGCUGGUGCAAGCUUGUCGCAAUCAGCUCUUCUUGUUGUGCAGUGGCGAGGUCGUGAUGCCGGAAACCGUGCACUCAAGGCCUCUGGAUCCCCGCCAGCUCCGGCGCCUGACAUUCGUCGAGGCGAAAGAGGCCGGUUUGGCCUUGCAAUCGAGGUGCCCACCUGGCGAGAACGACCUUGAUCCCAGUGACUGCUGGGAUGUGGAUUUUUCGCUGGAGGAAGCUGUGCGCCCGGAGAUCCGACUCUAUGCAGGGACGCGGCCGGAUGUGACGCUUUGCUGCAAUGGCCGGAAGCUGCUGGCGCAUCGGCGAAUACUCUCUGAGGUCAGCUACUUUGAGUCCCUAUUUCAAGGUAGCUUCGCAGAGCGGGGAACAGAUCUUCUUACAAUCGAUGAGGAUUUGGAUGCUUUGAUCGAAGUUAUCCGAUGGAUCUACUGCCGAAGUGCCACAAGUGACAAGGAUAGAGCGUUUGACCUGCUGCGCUUGGCGGAGUUCUAUGGCAUUGAUGGGCUAAUUGACCAUGCAGCGAGGGUCUUGGCAUCCCCCGCACUCAGCAGUGAUGCAAUGGCUUCAAUCCUGCCCGGGAUCCGUGCGGUUUCCCAAGGCUCCUGCUCAGGCAACAUUGCCUACCAAUCCUACUUUUGCACCGGCAAGUUCCUCUACCGUCGACCAGUCAGAGAUCUUCUCGAAAGAGGCGCAGGUCCCCUGCCCCAGGGCAAAGAAUUGCUCCUGGGUCCUGGUCUUCGCCGGCAGAAGCUCAGCUUUUGCCAGCACCAACUAGUGCGCCACCAUUGGAGCCAAAAGCCAAAGGCCCUCCUUUGUUGUCGUCGGCGUCGCACUUGGUUUUUCCCCCCGCUGUUUGGUCUCCGGUCCCUGAACUGA